AUGUCACUUCCUCCAUACGAGCCAUCGAAAGAUGAUCAAGCUUAUCCUGAUGAUAUCAAAAGUCCUACUGGUCCUGGCGAUGUCAAGGGUUCUGAUCUUCCGGCAUAUAAGCAUGAAGUUGGGUUUCUGGAAGGCUCUGACUUUAUUCAAAGGGAAUUUAUAUUUUGCAAUCUGCAAUGGUCCACUGACGUUCUUGUAUUUCCAUCUAGUGAUGCAGCUACCAAAUAUAAGUCAUUCAAGAAUGUUCCUGCAGAUUCUGAUAAUUUUAGAUAUGUUUUAGAUCUACAACAGAACGGAAUUGGAAUGCCUUUAAUGGAAGCGGUAUUUAGUUGGAUUCAUAGCUUUGGAAAUGGUAAAUUUGCUACUAUAUACAAAUGUCUUCCCCCACCACCAAACUCAGGUAGAAUAUUUGAUAAGAAACGUGAUAGGUAUAAAUUCUGUACGGUUCGUAAGAAGGCCGGCACUCAUUACUCACAAUACAUAUUUUCAAUUCUGCCCAAACCUGAUAAGCCGUCUGAGAUAAUUGAGUUUUCUAUUUUCUUCCAUAAUAAAUUGCCAAUUGCGGAUGUUACUAAAUAUGGAGGUAGUAAUAAGAGGUAUAGGUGGGUUCAUUCCGAGUACCAUCGGAUUUUGCUGAAUUUCACGUAUUCUUUAUAUUCUUUGGAUGAGAAUCAAACUUCCAUGAUUGACAAUAUGGAUGUUAGUAAGCAAAAGUUGGACAAUAAGAACCCAUUAGUGUAUAGCUCAGUUGGGGAUUUCUUUAAGUUCUCCUCCAAAAGGGUUAAAGAGGAUUAUUUAUCGCUGCUCAAAUUCGGCGAGUUAAUUCAUUUAAAAGAAAAAUAUAUGAUUUCUUCAUUUCAAGAAACGGCUAAGCUUUUGUUGCAUAUUGAAAGAAGUGAAGCACCCUUAGAUCUUGAAAGUGCUAAUUCUGUGAGUAUCCAUGAGUUAAUAAUAAUAUGUAUGUCUUAUGUUUUUAAAAGACGUGAAGAGAUCAGAAUGGAAAGAAGAAGAGCAUCAAGAAGACACGGUGGUGGUUAA
Messenger RNA from Debaryomyces fabryi, 1038 nucleotides. RefSeq lists its product as uncharacterized. The record is from RefSeq and is a predicted model, not a curated record. The coding region runs from base 1 to 1038 and encodes 345 amino acids. The transcript has a single exon. Lineage: Eukaryota; Fungi; Ascomycota; Pichiomycetes; Serinales; Debaryomycetaceae.